CUUGACAUUUUCGGUUGCAAUAAGAAUUGCACACACAGAACGAACUGUUUAGACGCUUCGUGGUAAUCUAACGUAACGCACACUUUUUGAAUUCUUUACCAGAAGCCGUCAUAAGCAACACUAACAUAAAUACAAAUUUUACAAAAUGGGUGAUGGGGAAUAUGACAAGGAACAAUUGAGAAUUCUUCGAAAUGCUUUCAAAGCAUUCGACCAUGAUGGAGCAGGAUGGAUCGAACACGCCGAUGUAUCUAGCAUUCUUGAAAUCUUAGGUCAAAAAUUGGAACCGCCAGCUGUAAAGGCUCUCAUUAAGGAGGUAGAUAAGGGCACUUCAGGAAAAUUGGAUUUUAGUCAGUUUUGUAAGCUGGCCGCUCGCUUCAUUGAAGUUGAAGAAGAUGUAGGAGCACUCCAAAAUGAGUUGAAAGAAGCUUUUCGAGUAUACGAUAAAGAAGGAAAAGGUUAUUUAACCGUUGCCACGUUGCGAGGAAUACUUCAUGAACUGGAUGAUAAACUGUCGAACCAGGACUUAGAUAUGAUAAUAGAAGAAAUCGAUGCGGAUGGUUCCGGUACUGUUGAUUUUGACGAAUUUAUGCAGGUUAUGACAGGUUAACCUUUAACAGUGUAUAAUCAAAGGCGGCCAAUGGACCUUAUAUUUAGUGUGGCUUUUUGUUAUAUAAUUUAUUAAAUUACAUUGUAUUUUUGCUUUAUUUAAUUAUUUAACUAUACGGUGCUUUCUAAAAAACUUAAA
Drosophila ficusphila is the source of this 745-nucleotide messenger RNA. RefSeq names its product troponin C (gene TpnC4). NCBI's taxonomy places the organism in Eukaryota, Metazoa, Arthropoda, Insecta, Diptera, Drosophilidae. The record is from RefSeq and is a predicted model, not a curated record. The coding region runs from base 146 to 607 and encodes 153 amino acids. Gene Ontology annotation, molecular function: enzyme regulator activity; calcium ion binding. The transcript is spliced from 6 exons.